Molecule: messenger RNA, 786 nt
Organism: Elaeis guineensis (African oil palm)
Lineage: Eukaryota; Viridiplantae; Streptophyta; Magnoliopsida; Arecales; Arecaceae
Source: RefSeq, a predicted model, not a curated record
AUGGAGAAGCCCCCGUCCACCAUGUGGCAGCAAUACAAGCUCAUAGAAAAGGAGCGGAGGCCAUCGCACGCUGGAGCCAUUGUCGGAGUGCCAGCUGAGCUCAACAUACCGGCCAUUGUGCAUCAUCACGGCAGCCGUUGUGCGUCAUUGGCAGUGGCCUCUCCCUCUCCGUCAUCGGCGGCGGCGGCGGUGGGGGAGGAGAGAGAGUUACGUGCUUUCUCUUCGUUCGUUUCAAGCCUUCCACCCGAAGCCUAUCCUCCCCCGCCAUCUCCACCUCCCACCGUCGCUGUCGCUCCGGAGGAGGAGACCAAGGCCGAGGAGCCAUUCGCCCCCGCUCUGGCCGAGAGGGAGUCGGAAGAGCCUCCAAAGGCAAUAGAAGCAGAGGAGGAGCCCCUGAAGCCAGCAGAAUCGAAGGAACCCCUAAAGACGACGAUGGUCGAGGAGAAGGCUUCUCCGCUGCCACCAAUGGAGGAGAAGGCCGUUAUGGUGGACAAGGAUGGGGCCAAGACAGUGGAGGUGAUCGAGGAGACUAUGGUCCCCAUCGCUCCGCCGGCCAUAGAGGAGGUGACUCCGACAGUGUCGGUUGUAGAGCCGGAAAAGGAGGCCUCUGGUGAAACACCGACGGUCAUAGUGGCACCAGAGAAGGUGUUCGCCUCCAAAGAUAGUAGAAGCAGAAAAGGAGCUCCUAAAGCCAGUAGAAUUGAAGAAACCCCCAAAGACGGCGAUGGUCGAGAAGAAGGCUUCUCUGCUGCCACCAAUAGAGGAGAAGGCCAUCGUGGUGGAUGA